ACAAGAUGGCGACGAAGAACUGCCACUACACUGGAAAACAAUAGAAACGGCAGCAACGGAGCGGAGCUUUAUCCUGUUCGGCGCUGCGGUUGUCUUUUCGUCGCCGGCCGGGGACCUGCCGCCGUGGCCCGCGGCGAGAGACGCUUUUGAGAGGCGCUUCGCGGAGCGCGAGCGAUUUUCUUCCCGCUUUUGUUAUGAGGCGAGUUAGCUUAGCCCGCUAGCUACAUCCGUAGCUUCGCUAUCCGAGCUCCAGCGCAGCGGAUCAGCUGUUAGCCAGCCACCGCUACCGCUAGCCUAGCUGUUUUCACAAAAGUUUCUAAAAGUCGCCGACCUAGUGUUUUAAUCCGAACGGCUGUGAUAUGCGAGGCUUCCGGGGGUGUUUUUCCGCUUUUCCGGGCUUUCUUUUAACGCGCUCUCCACUUCUGCCUCGGAAAUGAGCCUCGUUUCAAAGUUUUGUUUGAAAGUCCGUUCGCGAGUGAGCGGCUAGCUUAGCUCGCUGAAACGAAGCUCGUCGUCCGUUUAAAAAAAACCCGAGGAGGCGAGCAAAAGCUCGGCUUACAAGCCACACGCGUUCGCCGUGGAGAUUUUAGUUCAGCGGCGUUAAGUGUGUGGAGCGUGCCGCCGUUUCGAGGCCAGCUGAGCUUAGUUGGACACAAAACAUCGAAGUUUAAUCCGCGCUGACCCAAGUUCCCUCAGCUCCCUCAGCUCAGCCCGGGAGUGAAAGUUUUUGGAGGUCCAGUUGUGCUAAAGGGUAGUUCAGGCUAACACACGGUGCCUAAAGUCAAGCCAGUAAAUCUUACUUAAGAUACGGCUUUUUGUGGGCUUUCUAAGCUCCAGCGCAGACGUUUUUACGUCUCAUGGCUGGUGGCUUAACUUGUACCGUCGUUAUGUCCUGCUUGUUGGUGAAGUUGGUGCUGGGCCCUCACUUUGCGCUUCGUUGUUUGCGUUCCGAGUAGACUGACCGGGUAAGUUACUUUUCGGUUGUUCGUCUCUGUUUGUGUCAGGGCUGCUGUUAAGAAUCGUCGUUGGUGGGGAAACAACUUUGAUUUGUGGUUUUGUUGGACGGAUAGGCAGUGAUUUGUAUAGAUAACGCAACACGCCGAUGUGCGUCUGGCGUAACUGAACUGGCCAGCUUUUAACGCCAGCCCGCUAAACUAUGUUCGGAUCUCUUUUGCUGUGGUGAAGCGCUAGUCGGCAAAUAUUGACAAAAAUGGAGGCAGUCGAGUGUGUUUUGUAAAGGCAGAGUAGGAGGGGGUGAACAGUCGCCCACACAGCGAAGAAAGCAGCAGAAUCAGCAGUACAACUUGCUUGUAUCCGGAGCUCUGCUGACUUGAAAGAAGGAAAAAGAGCUUCACUACCACCACCACCACCACGCUGCCGCUGCUCCGUAACGAUGGCGGAUUUCGUGGUGCCGCGCCACAGCGCGGUGAUGGAGCGGCUCCGGCGGCGCAUCGAGCUCUUCAGGCGGCACCACAACAGCUGCGAGAACCGCUACGAGAGCACAGCAGUGGAGCGCAUGGAGCUGGAGAGACAGCAGACUUUCGCGUUGCACCAACGUUGCCUGCAGACCAAGGCCAAGCGCUCCAACAAACACCGGCAGCAGGGGCCAGCGGCUGCGGCCAGCGAGCAGGCGGGGCAGAGGGCACCUGGCACGGUGGGGACGAACUCCGAGUUGCCGGAGGGCGGCGGGGCGCCUGGAGAGCAGAGCAGGAACAGCACUCUGAUUGCGUUGCAGGAAACUGUGAAGAGGAAGCUGGAGAAUGCAGGCUCUCCACAGGGUCGUGACCAGGUGAAUGGUUACAGUGAUGGCUAUCCCCCUUCCAAGAAGUCUUGUUUGGAAGAUGCUUUGGGUGGUCUCAACGGGGCUUCGAAUGGCACUGUGCUUCCCCUCUCUCCCUUGGAUACCAAGCAUGGCGUGCUGAAUGGCACACAUGCAACAGGCAGCACGGAGCAGAACGGUGUGGGGCUGACGGAUGGAUGUGGGGUGCGGGGCACUGAAUCAGACAUCCGCCUGAAGGAGAUGAAGCAGGAACCCAUGGAAGACAUCCUGCCCACAGGAGGAGGCAAUGGCAACAUCAUCCUCCCUGACCUGAACCUGAAUGAGCAGGAGUGGACUGAGCUCAUGGAGGAGUUCAACCGCUCUGUUCCCUACGAGGAGAUCCAGGAGCUCUUUAAUGACGGCUUUGAGGACCGGAAGGACCCUGACCUGUCGUCUGGUGGAGCGCCUCCCAACCUCCUGCCUCCAGACCAUGCCACUACAGUCAAAGCAGAGUUUUCUCCAGCCCCGGCUUCGUCUUCCGCUUACGAGCAGGACUCUCGCACUGCCUCCCCGCAUGUUCCACCUUCCUCAUCUGGGCCUAUGCUGCACACUGGCUCUCCAGUCACAGCUCCCUCAGCUGCCUCUUCUCCGGCGCUGCCUGGGCCCCAGCAUUCACAACAGCAGCAGCAGCAGCCGGGCCAACCAUCCAGACCUCUCCAGAACCACCUGCUUCCUGGGCCAUCCAAGGACCUGUCGCCAGCUCAGCAGCUACAGCAGCUAGCUGCGAGGGAGCAGCAGAGGGCGCAGCUAAUGCAGAGCCAGCACCAAUCACAAAAACAACAGCAGCAAAAACAGCAGCAGCAGCAGCAGCAGCAGCAACAACAGCAAGCACCCAAAUUUCACCAGCAGCCCAAUCACACCUCCACCUGGCCUCAAAACACUCCCAACCAGAGUCCUCUAGGAGGCCCUUUUGGCCUGGAAAAGCCCACCAGCCCCUCCCUUUAUCCCCCAGACUUUCAGAACAGCAAGUCUCUGCUUAUGCCUGGCCAGCAGCCCAACAAAGGCUCGCCCAAAGCGGGCGCCCCGGGCGGGUACAUGCAGCCCGGUGCACACCCAAUGCUGGGUCACCCGGCAGCACCUUCAGGCACCCUCAGCCACCCGCCUAGUGCAGGGGGUCAGGCCAUGUUGGACUAUAGAAACACAAAGCCUCUGAGCCAUUUCGAAGCCAGUGCCCCUGGGCCACCCAGAGGCCCUGCAGCCUCGCAGACACAGAACAAAGCAGCUCUCCUCAACCUCAUCCGGCAGCAGCAGCAACAGCAGCAAAUGAAGCAAAGGCCGACUAGCAUGCCCUUCAGGCCGCAUCUACCACUGACGCAGCAGGAGCCAGGUACUUUCCCUUCAGGUCCCCAUGUCCCGGGUCCUGGCAACGGCAUGGCAACGCAGCCAGGUGGCAGCGGCAUGGCGACUAACCACGGUAACGUGCCCUAUCUGAGUGGCCUGCAGAAACAGCAGAUGCAGAUGAUUUCACAGCAAAAAUACCUCCUGGGACAGCAGAGGCAGAUAUUGGCGGAGCAGGAGAAGCAGCGGCAGCAGGAGCAGCAACUGCAGAGGCACCUGACCCGUCCGCCACCUCAGUACCAGGACCAACAGAACCCCUCUGCCCAGCAGAACCCAUUCCAGCAGCAGCAACAGGUCUCACAGUUUCCAGGUUCAUCUCAGCCUAUGGGCAAUGUGAACUCCCUCGGUGGCACCGCCCCCAGUGCUCAGCGUCUCUUCACACAGGCACAAGGUAUGAUGGGGAUGGGUCAGGGCGGAGGCCCCACUCCUGGUGCCCCUCCUACUGCCAGUCAAGCGGACAUGAGCCUGCCAUCCUGCGCAGGUGGACUUGAUGUGCAGCAGGUUCUGUAUGGCAACAUGCCCAUGCACCCAUCCCACCCUAACCAGCAGAGACUGCCCGUGUCAGCCAUGUCUGCGGCCUACAGACAGACUGCUCUGGCCCAGCAGCAUGCCCAUCUGAAGAGUCAGCCCAAUGCUGCCUUGCUGAAACAGCAACAGCAGCAGUUAGCUCGCCUGCCCAACAGUAUGCCCAACACACUAGCGAACAACAUGAACUCAGCCAUGUCCAGCUCCAUGCCCAGCAGUAUCCCAGGUGCGAUGGCACCACAAGCCCAGUCCUGGCAGCAGCAGCAACAGCCUCAUCCUGCUCUACAGCAGGGCAUGGCAGGUCAGCCGAAUCCCAGCAACAGUGGCAUGCCUUCUGGCUUCCCCACCUCUGGAUUCCACAUGCAACCACGGAUGCCUAAGCUGCCCAACAGUGCUCCAUUCACACAGGCCGGUAUGGGGAACAGUGCGGCCAGCAGGGCCAUGACGGGCAUGAACCCUGGGCAGAUGAUGCCCAACAUAGCCCAACAAAGGACCAACAGUGCUGGCAUGGGGCAGCAACUGCCUCCUCCCAACCAGCAGCAGCAGCAGCCACAACAAGGACAGCAAGCGCCAUCUCAGUCGCAGCAAGUGCUUCCUGACUUGGGGGCUUUCGGGCAGCCGCAGGGCACUCAGGUGCCCAACCGCACUGCAGGCAUGCCGUGCAACCAGGCCUACCAAGUCAACCAGUCAGCCGGUCAGCAGCUGCAAUUUGGCUAUAGCUCCCAGCCGGGAGGCAGUUUACCAAGCUUCCCUGGGGAGAACGACCUCGUAGACUGGAAGAACCAAUCAACCCAGGAGUGGAUGGACGAUCUGGAUGCGCUGUUGGCUAAUCAGUGAUUUUGUGAUCAUACCAGUCAGUCACAAACUUGCAUUAUCCAGUCAAGGGAGUGCUAAAGGCAUUGCCAGUGAGUUCUCCAGACAGUUGUCACAGUAGAAUGAAAUUACUGGAACUGCUGUUUUGUUUUUUUUAUAUUGCGUAUAUAUACGUGAUAUGUAUAUAAUAUAAGACGCGUGUGGGGCACAGGACCAAAAGCCUGUGUAUAUCGAGUAUUCCCAGGGCUGGAAUGAAAUUGUGGAGGAAAAAAAAAAAGCCUACUACUGAACCUGUGGCUCAGUACUAAAACCACUGAAUCAUACCCAAAUGUGAUGGGUAUGGGUCAACACACACACACACACACACACACACACCCUUAACUCGCUCAUUCACUGCUUUUUUUGCCUUGUUUUGGUGUUAGGCUGCAGCCAGACUACCUACUUUUGCCUGAAUCUGUUUUCCAUUGCUUGUGUGUCAGCACAGGGGCCAGACUGGCAGAGGUCUGAAUAUUCCCUGUUUUUUUUUUUUUUUUUUUUUUUUUUUUUUGCUAUGGACAUGGACUACAUUUGAUGUGAUAAACUGACAGAAGAGAUACUUGGAGACCCUUUACGUGUAGUCCCACAAGCCUUAGUCCUGCAUCAGUGGCCUUGAGGUGAAUAUCUUCGAUGAACACAUUUAGGACUGAUUUUAAAGGUAACAAGGAAAAGUAGAGGAGGAAUUUUCCUUUCUCCUCGUUUUUGUGUUUUGGCACCAGAAUCUCAACAGUUGUACUGAUUCCUUGCUUACUGAACGUGAUGAGUUAACAUGUUCUGUGGAUCAGCAGCGAGGCUGAGGCUGGCGAAUAAACAGAGUCGAGGCCCCACAGGCUGAAGCAUUACACUACAACACUAACAUGAAAACACAUAGGAGAUCGUUUCUCUUUAACAUGUUACACUAAAGCAGAAUCCUCUGCCAUGUUUCCGAAUUACGGGACAGUAUCCCGUAGAUUAAGAUGGUUAACCCCCCCACACCCCCUUCCCUUCCCGCAUGUUACAUUGGGGUAGGUGGGUCCAUCCAACCUGAGAAAUGAGUGUUCGUUUGUUCUGGGUCUCAGCUGUCUGCAUCUAAGAAGCGUGCUCAUUUCAGUAUCUGACAGGGCUUCUGGUUUAUUUAUAUAUAUUUUUUUGUAUGUAUGCGUUUCCUAAUGUUCCGGAGAAAAUAGAUCUUAUUUUUAUAUGUACAUUGUUGCGAUUUUUCUUUUUUUCUUUUUUUUUUGUAAGUAUUUUAUACUUUUUAUUAUUGUUCUCUGCAAAAACAAGAGUAUUAUGUAAAUAUAGUUCUUUAGAAACAGUCGUGCGUGGUGUGUUUUGUAUAUCCUGUUCCUCGGGACUGCUGUUUCUGUUUUGUGAUGCUUGUGGUUUGAAAGAUACCAGCUGGUUCAUUAGAGCGAUGCUCUAUGCGCUGCCGCAGGUACUGUAUUCAUAAAAUUUGUGUUUCACAGCAGAUCGUAAUGGCUCUGUAGUGGACAUGCUGAUAUUUGGCAAUUAGUUCUGAGGUUUUGGACACAAAAAAAUAAAAAUUUACAUUGACUACA
This is a messenger RNA of Pygocentrus nattereri (red-bellied piranha), 6069 nucleotides long. It is a transcript of the gene maml1, whose product is annotated as mastermind-like transcriptional coactivator 1. The transcript is spliced from 5 exons. Gene Ontology annotation, biological process: Notch signaling pathway; positive regulation of transcription of Notch receptor target. Gene Ontology annotation, molecular function: transcription coactivator activity. The record is from RefSeq and is a predicted model, not a curated record. Gene Ontology annotation, cellular component: nucleoplasm; nuclear speck. The coding region runs from base 1394 to 4519 and encodes 1041 amino acids. Lineage: Eukaryota; Metazoa; Chordata; Actinopteri; Characiformes; Serrasalmidae.